Brassica napus (rape) is the source of this 1242-nucleotide messenger RNA. RefSeq lists its product as uncharacterized. NCBI's taxonomy places the organism in Eukaryota, Viridiplantae, Streptophyta, Magnoliopsida, Brassicales, Brassicaceae. Bases 75 to 824 code for a protein of 249 amino acids. The transcript has 2 exons. The record is from RefSeq and is a predicted model, not a curated record.
AUAUACAUAUACAAAGGAUUGCUUAACGAAUUAAAAUAAAGAUUGCUUCCUUUCUUCCCCUAGUGGUCUGAAAUAUGGCAAAAAUCUGCCACAGAUGUACAAGUACGACAGCCGUGAUCCAUUGCGUUACCGAAACUCAGAACUUCUGCCUUACCUGUGACUACCUGAGGCAUUGUGAACGUGAUGCUGCAGGACACAUUCGUUACCAAAUUUGUGAUGAAUGCAUGAUCAAUCCAGCUUUACUCCUCUGCUCCAACCACAUGAUCGCUCUUUGCCAAUCCUGCUAUUCACGUCACUACAACUGCGUCGCCUAUGGCCAUCACGUUCAAAUCAUCAAUCGAUUUCCUCAACAACACCAUAACAACAACAACAAUUAUGGUGCGAAUGAUCAUUGUAAUGGGAAUUAUCAUGAGCAUGGUAAUGGGAAUGAUCAUGAGCAUGAAAAUGGGAAGGAUCAUGAUCAUGAGCAUAAGAAUCAUGUGGGUGACAACGAGAGAAGAAAAGGGAUGCUUCAGAUGAUCAUCUGCAAUGGAAAUAACAGUUGCGAGAUAUUGUCUGCAAUGGGAUGUGAAUCAUGCCUAAAGGCAGACGCUGACUCUUUCUGUCCCCAACACAACAAGUUUCUAUGCUACAACUGCGACAUAAAGAUUCACCUUCCCGACGCCGUGCCGCCCCAUAUGAGAUGUCAGCUUUGCGUGACCUGCAAGAGACUUUCUCCCACUUUUCUCGUCGGAACGUAUCAUUUCAUUUUACCACCGACACAUCCUGCAGCGGUAGCCAAGGAGACCUACACGCCGGCUCCUCAUCCUGCGGCAUUCGAAUAGGUCAUCGGGCCGCAGUCAACAUGAUCGCAAUUUUUUCUAUUUUAUUUUGAAGUCCUUAGUUUCAGGGUUCUGUUCGGAUUUUAUUCUACGGGUAAUGUUAGUUUUCAUUUUGACAUCUUAACAAAUUUGCAAAAUUCGAUUGAAUAACAAAAAGAAUAAAUUAGUUACAACUAACUCCAUCUUGUUCAGGGAUGGAUAGAGGAUCGAUAUGGUCUUCUAUUUUUAAAAAUAUAAAUAUUAUCGUUUAUAGACAAUUUAUAGUAAUUUACAGUAUUAGGUUUAGCUGAAAGUAUGGUCUCUCAUAGACUGCAGAAUGUGACUUUUGAGAUAGAAGCUUCAGAAUUGGUUGGAUCUCUAAAUAGACCAAAAGCCUGGCCAGCUUUUCGAGCGUAUGGAAUGGAAUUAAUAGAAAUGCUGU